Messenger RNA from Oncorhynchus keta (chum salmon), 5160 nucleotides. RefSeq names its product adenylate cyclase type 9 (gene adcy9b). Gene Ontology annotation, molecular function: adenylate cyclase activity. Gene Ontology annotation, biological process: adenylate cyclase-activating G protein-coupled receptor signaling pathway; intracellular signal transduction; cyclic nucleotide biosynthetic process. Lineage: Eukaryota; Metazoa; Chordata; Actinopteri; Salmoniformes; Salmonidae. The transcript is spliced from 10 exons. The record is from RefSeq and is a predicted model, not a curated record. The coding region runs from base 1 to 2883 and encodes 960 amino acids.
AUGCCAGUGGCCAUCGGAGUCUCUGUCACUGUCAUCUAUCUCUGUGUUCUGUUUCCUUCAGGAUUGAAGACCUACCUGAUCUCAGGGAGAAAGGUGGAGCCGUGCUACUGUAGCUGUUCCCAGCUGGGCCUGGUUGGCCUGGAGCCUGGGGGGGACACCCGCUGUCCCACACCCCGUGCCCACACCCCAGAUGGAGCCCCCAGAGCCCCCUCAGCCUGUGGCCUACCCCAGAGAGGGGCUCCCGACAGGGCCAAGUCUCAUUGUCUCUCCUGCAGUGCGGCUGUAGUUCCAAAGGAGGAUCAGGUUCUGGAGAAGGGCACGGUGCAGAACGGUUGCCAUGACGAUCACACGACCAAUAGCAGCAAGGACACCUCAUCUCUCAAAUGUCCCUCCCAGGCCCCCUUAGGCUGCAGCCCUAAGGCCCUGAACGGUCUGCUGAGCCCCAGGCUGGAGGAGCCCCUGACCAACAGCCAGACGUCCCUGUGUGAGAUGCUCCAGGAGAAGGAGAAGAAGUGGGGUGGAGGGGCCAUGGGGAUGGACCACUCUGCUCUCAUCCCCCUGCGCUCCAAGAACUUCAGAGAGAGGAGCGACGCUCACUUUGUGGAUGUUAUCAAAGAGGACAGUCUGAUGAAGGACUACUUUUUCAAGCCUCCCAUCAACAAGCUGAGCCACACCUUCCUGGACAGAACCCUGGAGUCUGCCUACAGGACCAGCUACCAGGAAGAGGUGGAGACCCAGGCAGCGGUACAGACCUUUGCCAGCCCUACCUUCAGCUCUUUCCUGGACAUGGUCCUGUGUUGCUCAGUGUUUCUGGCCCUCUCCCUGGCCUGCCUCCUCCGGCCCCUGCUCUCCCUCCCUGGGGCCCCCCUGCCUGCCCCGGCCCUCGCCCUGGUUGCCGUGGCCACCCUGCUGGAGGCUCUGGCGCUGGUGCUCUCUAUACGGAUGGCCUUCUACCUGGACAGCGUGAUGAGCUGCACUAGAACCCUGCUGAGGGCCAUCUCUGGCUGGGUCCCCCGUCACCUGAUAGGGGCCGUGCUGGUGUCCCUGCCCGCUGUGUCCGUCUUCUCACACGUCACCUGUGACAUGCACCUCUCCAUACAGUUCACCAUGCUCACCUGCUGUGCAGUGAUCAUUGCCAUCAUCCAGUACUGUAACUUCUGCCAGCUGAGCUGCUGGAUGCGCUCGGCCAUGGCCACGGUGGUGGGACUGGUGCUGUUCGCCCUGCUCUUCAGCCCGCCCUGCAGUUCUGCCAACAGUAUGUUAUUUUGGUCUGGCGACGCCACCAACAACAGUAACCGCAGCAGUGUUGUACAUGGUCAGCCUGAGCCCGCCGCUGACCCCGUGCCCCGCCUCCAGGACCUGCUGGGCCCCGAGGUGGGAGUGGCCUUCUUCCUGCUCCUCCUGCUCGUCUGGUUCCUCAACCGCGAGUUCGAGGUCAGCUACCGCCUCCAUUACCACGGCAACGUGGAGGCCGACCAGCACCGCAUCAAGAUCCAGAACAUGAGGGACCAAGCCGAUUGGUUGCUUAGGAACAUCAUCCCCAUCCACGUGGCAGAGCAGCUCAAAGUGACUCAGAGUUACUCCAAAAACCAUGGUAAUGUUGGUGUGAUUUUUGCCAGUAUCGUUAACUUUAGCGAGUUCUACGAGGAGAGUUACGAGGGCGGCAAGGAGUGCUACCGCGUGCUCAACGAGCUCAUCGGUGACUUCGAUGAACUGCUUCGCGAGCCGCCCUUCAACAACAUCGAGAAGAUCAAGACCAUUGGUGCCACGUACAUGGCGGCGGCUGGGCUGAACGCGCAGCAGUGCGCCGAGACGCCGCACCCUCACGGCCACCUGCGGGCGCUGUUUGACUUCGCACUGGAGAUGAUGCGCGUGGUGGACGACUUCAACAAGAACAUGCUGGGCUUCAAGUUCAAGUUGCGCAUCGGUUUCAACCACGGUCCUUUGACUGCAGGGGUGAUUGGCACCACUAAGCUGCUCUACGACAUCUGGGGCGACACUGUGAACAUCGCCAGCCGCAUGGACACUACGGGCGUGGAGUGCCGCGUGCAGGUGAGCGAGGAGAGCUACUGCGCCCUCAGUGCCAUGGACUACAACUUCGACUACCGCGGCACAGUCAACGUCAAGGGCAAAGGUCAAAUGAAGACCUUUCUGUUCCCCAAGAGUGCCGACAGCGGCGCCCCCGUGCCUCAGUACCUGCUCUCCGUCUCGCCAGAGAUCCGGGUGCAGGUGGACGGGAGUAUCGGGCGCUCGCCAACAGAUGAGCUCUCUAAUAUGGUGCCUAGCUCCAUCUCUGGUGUACCCAGUACCACCAGUCCCUCGCUCAGCUCUGGGGUGUCCACGGGUCUGCUGCGGCCUGAGAGGGGGGUGGUGGAGGCUGGAGAUAGGCCAGACAGUCGGCAACAAUACUACUGUAGCCCUACUACUACAGAGACCAUCGCAGCCAGACGCUCCUCCUCAUCAUCCUACGUUGGUCUAGCCUCCCUGCCUAUCACUAGUCAAGCUGGAGCUACUUUGAAAGUCAAACAACCAAAUCUGUCCAUCACUAAUAAAGAUGAAACUCCUUCAACCAGCGUCCAACAACCAAGUCUACCCGCCACUAGUCUAGCUGGAGCUCUUUUGACAGUCCAACAACCAAAUCCACCCAUCAAUAAUAAAAGUGAAACUCCUUCAACCAGCGUCCAACAACCAAGUCUACCCGCCACUAGUCUAGCUGGAGCUCCUACAACAAACGUCCUCCAACAACCAAAACCUGUGGUGCCUGCCUCCCUCCAGUCUCUCUCCCCUCAGAAUGCCACAGCAACUGAGUCACGGAAGGAGGUGGAAAAAGAGAAAGAGGAGCAGGACGAUGAUGACAUUAUUGGCGAGCUAACGAAACUCUAAGACUGUUAUGUCUGCGAUAGUUUUUUGCAUCAGCCUUCAGCCCUUUAAGCACGGCCUUUCUUGCAUUCCUGCCAGUUGAAGCUUAUUAUGGAACAGUCAUAUGUGACGAGAAGGCAUACAGGAGGGAGCACCUAAAUGGCAGACUGUAAGAAACCAGUUUCUGGCUCCUCUGUUGUCAAUUCCUCUCCAGGUUCGUGCUCAUUAGGACACACCUUUGUUAAUCUUUUUGCAACUGUAUGCGAAAAUGAGCGUUUCUUAUUGAACAAGUUCAGAUACUACGUCUGUUUUCUUCCCGUUCAUGUCCACUGAACACGACCGAUGUAUCUGGUGGCCACAGUAAGAGUGAAUAAGAAGAUAGGGAAAGUACGAUGGGCGCUAUUACUGAACUUAUGUUGCUAUAGAAACCCAGCCUCCUAUGAUCUACUUGAUUCUCACUAACAUCUUUAGUCUUUUGUUGUUGUAUGUUUUUGGCUUUUUUUUUCUCGCCUUUGUUUUUUAUGUCUUGAUUAAGUGCCUUUAGCACAAAAUAAUGUGUAGAACAAGCUGGUCUGGACGAGGAAGGAAGAAGAAGCAGAAAGGGGAAAGAACACUGGGAAAGACUGCUACACUACCAAACUGUGAACCUUAUGUACAUUUUAAGGCAAAAGCUUGGUUUCUGUCAGUUUGUUAUAGUUGUCUUUGGUCUGUGUAGCUAUGAAAUUGCUUGUAUUACUGUAGUUAAGGAGUUUACAAGAAUCGGAGCAAUAAGAAAUGCCACAGUGAAGAGUGAAUGAUGGGUUACAAAGGGAAGCAAGAUGGAGUCGUCUUUUCACAGUGAAUCACUUUGUCUAAGAAAAGCACAGGCCUCGCACAACGCUCUCAGACAAACCCACAACAAUAUCGACAACAUCAGUCGGAAGGCUUGACUGUGUGCUUGUGUCUGUGCGCUACACUACAGUAAUAACUGCCAUCCACGGCCUCAUGCGGAGAGGUGGCUGUAAGUUGUCAUUCUGCAACUGAUGAAACCGUGGGGAGAAGGUGGGGAGUGUGAUUAAGACAUAAUGAAAUCCCUCUGGCUGAUGUGGUAUCUUUUCUCCUGGCCCUGGUUAAAAGUAAGGACCUCUGUCUUACUAGCCUCAAGCCGUCAACUAGACCUUGGUAAUAGUAAUUAGGGCUGAAUCCUAACUCCCACUUAAGUCUGUUUUAAGUCAAAGUCUCCAAUUGACAUCAAUGCAUGACUAAGUGAAAAUGUUUAAGUUAGGACUUGACCCUAACUCUUUAACAUAUCACUAAUUAGCUUCAGCUGCACAUUAGCUCUGCAAGUCUAUAAAGCUAACUUUUAGCACCACAGGUUGGUUCAUGUGCCAUAACCUCUUCCUAGUAUUUUACAGGAAUGCAAUCUGUUGUUAGGCUACCGUUGUUGAGUUUUGAAGUGCACCCCUCUAGGUAGGCCUCCUAAUAGGUAGUUUCUAUUGAACGUGCUGGUGUGCUUACAAUACAGUUAACAAUCUGCUCAAAUUGUUACAUGUGCGUCAUGUACAUAUCAUGUGGAAUAGGCAAGAGCACAACCAGAUCCGGGACCAGGCUAGUAGUCUCUUGUGACGGACCUGAGUUAAGAUGUUGAGUGAUCCAGUUUAACGGAAUGGUAGAUUGGUAUAUUGACCUUCAAAUAGGACUUGAUCUGCUAUCGCCACGCCCCCCUCUGUUACUCUACCGUCCGGCUAUUUAGAAAUACAUGCAAGGGGGAAUGCCACCGAUUCCUCUUGUUACAGCAUUCCUGCCAAAUUAGAUCCUGGAUAAUAAGGGACGUUUCUAACAUGUGUCAUGUAAACAACAUAUACAAAUAAACAUGUAAAGUCUGCAUGUUCAGUGCUACAUAUUUUCCUAUUUGUUUUGUGUGGUUUGUUUUGUUGAAGUUGAGAUCUUGUUGUUUUCUUUUUAUAUAUAUACAUGUACUGUAUGCAUUGUUUUAUCAGAACCUUUCUGGAGAUAAUUGAGUAUGGUGAACUGUACAGUGCAUAUCCUCCAACUGCAAGUCUAAUCAUCCCUGUCACUUUCUCUCUGUUUUAGUGAAAGGGCUUGGGUGCUCGGGGGAAAUAACAAAACAAGUCAUGGUACUACUAGGUUUCCAUCCAAUUGGCAACAGAUUGUCUUGUGAAUAUUCUAAAAUCUACAUGAAGAAAACCUGCGUAUUUUUCCACCAGUGGUGUGUUUCCACCAAACGGACUUGUUGAGGAUAAAAAUCAGUGCAGGAUGACAAAGUGCACACAAAAUAUACUUUUUCACUUUAGUUUUCAC